This is a messenger RNA of Sturnus vulgaris (Common starling), 1120 nucleotides long. RefSeq names its product reprimo like (gene RPRML). The record is from RefSeq and is a predicted model, not a curated record. Lineage: Eukaryota; Metazoa; Chordata; Aves; Passeriformes; Sturnidae.
UGAAGACUUUUAGCUUGUAACUUGCAUUUGUGGAGCUCCCAGCCGGCAGACACCAGCUCUCCCUCCCGCGGGAGAACCCCCGGGGUCCAGCAGCACCACUCCAGUGUUUCAGGGGCAGGUUGGGAGGGCAGGGGGCAUGGGGUGAUCCCUGGGGCCAUCCUCUUCCCCACGUCCCUUUCUCCUUUUCUCUCUCUCUCCUUUUGCUUGUUUGGGGGCUCGUGCUAACGCUCUUCCAGGAGGGAUCUGGGAUCCAGCCAUCCAGGCUGCAUGGACUGGCUUCUCACCUGCUCACAGCCUUGAGGAAUUUCCCUGUCCAUCCCGGGCGCUGAGAGAGGAAAGGCAGGAGGUGGCUUGGAGCUGCCGAGCCCUGGCCUGUUAAGCUUCCCUUUUACCUUUCCCAGGAUUUGGGGUCACGCCCAGGCCAUGAAUGGAUCUGUUUUCAACCAGACUCUCCUGGAGCAGGCAGCUGACCCCAACAGGACUCAGGACUUGCAGAUGCUUAUGGCCUGCUGCAAUGGGACCAGCACAGUGCUGGCAGCUGAUGGCGGCUCCUUGGUCCUGGCACCCGACGAGAGGAGCCUUUUCAUCACGAGGGUGGUGCAAAUUGCUGUCCUCUGCGUCCUCUCCUUGACUGUGAUGUUUGGCAUCUUCUUUUUGGGCUGCAACUUGCUUAUCAAGUCGGAGAGCAUGAUUAACUUCCUGGUGAAGGACCGAAGACCUUCCAAGGAUGUGGGUGCUGCAAUCAUGGGACUUUACUGAAGCCACCGGGCUCUUGUAGGCAAGUGAACUGUCUGGACCUGGUGUUGAGAUGCAUAUUCCCAUGUAUUUGGGGCAACUGGAAGGAGGGGAGGGGGUCUUUUAUUCUGUCUAUGUCCAUGAAGAAGCAAACCUGCUCUUCCCAGCCAACAAACUGUGGUGGUGAAUAGGGAAACCACCCCAGAGCUGUGUGAAGCACAGUAAAUGACCAGCAUUGUGUUGCAUGCAGAAACAGCUUAAGUUUUGCAUGAAACUUGCAGAAACAGUGAUAAUGUGGAGAUCUGGACUCUUUACUGCUGUUACCUUGGAUACGGCUACCUGGGAUUUAGGGCUUAAAAAAAAGGCAAAUAAGUCGUUACAAAAA